Messenger RNA from Ipomoea nil (Japanese morning glory), 1634 nucleotides. RefSeq names its product polynucleotide 5'-hydroxyl-kinase NOL9. Lineage: Eukaryota; Viridiplantae; Streptophyta; Magnoliopsida; Solanales; Convolvulaceae. The record is from RefSeq and is a predicted model, not a curated record. Bases 325 to 1452 code for a protein of 375 amino acids. Gene Ontology annotation, biological process: cleavage in ITS2 between 5.8S rRNA and LSU-rRNA of tricistronic rRNA transcript (SSU-rRNA, 5.8S rRNA, LSU-rRNA). Gene Ontology annotation, cellular component: nucleus. Gene Ontology annotation, molecular function: polynucleotide 5'-hydroxyl-kinase activity. The transcript has 10 exons.
GGAGCCGAGCUCGAGCCACUUGAGCCCGUCCGCUCAGCUCGUUCGCAACCCUACUCCCAAGUAUCACACUAUCAAUGUGCCCUCUGUUCAGUAAACACUCAUGCAUGUCGCGUUGUUCUGACUUCUUAGUGCAAAUGCAUUGAGGGGAGAGAUAGUAGAACUCGCUGAAACCCUCUCACACCCAGUAACCCGUCCCCUCCAGCGACAUCUCUCUACAUAUCAGCACCUUUCUAAAGUCUCUAUAGAUUAGCGUCUGAGCAAACCAAGAUUUUGAUUUUGUCUCUGAGGGCACAUGCAUUGAGGAGAGAGAUAAUAGAGAGAGGGAUGGCUUCAGCUUUGGAAAAUGAGAUUCCAUCACCGGAUAUUAUCAUACCCAACGAAUGGUCCGAUACUGCCGACACCAUAGCCUAUGAUUCUGUUACUUCACCCCCACCGGUUUCCUUGAUCUGCGGCCCCAAAAAUUGUGGCAAGACUACGUUUUCCCGCCACCUCCUUCAUGUUCUUCUCAAAAGGUAUAGAAAAGUGGCUUAUUUGGAUACCGAUGUUGGGCAGACAGAGUUUACUCCACCUGGUUUCCUAUCACUCACAAUAAUUGACAAAAUACCUGCUGAUUUGACAAUUCCAUGCCUUAAAACACCAGAGAGAUGCUUUUUCUUUGGCGAUAUUUCAUCAAAAAGGGACCCAAAACUCUACUUAACAUAUGCAUGUGCCUUGUAUGAUCAUUAUAAGAAAAAGUACUACAUGCUUAAUAAUAGUGAAAAGCCUGCUAAUGCAGAAAUGCCCAUUGUGAUUAAUACCCCUGGCUGGGUAAAAGGCAUUGGCUAUGAAAUACUUGUGGAUAUCUUGAAAUAUAUUUCUCCUAGUCAUGUUGUCAAGAUUCGCAUAUCUGCUGAGAGCAAGAAUCUACCACCGGGGGCAUUUUGGCUAGAUGAAGGGGAAGCUCCAGUGACAAACCUAAUUGAAAUCAAUUCAGCCCGUCAGGACUCUUCACGAAGAUCGAUUCUGGUGCAGAAGGAUGCACGACUUCUGAGGGACCUUCGUAUCAUAGCUUAUUUUAGACAAUGUUUUCCAAAUGAUGCUAAUAUCACUACAUCCAAGGAACUAGCUCAUGCAUUAGCUGCACAUCCUCCAUAUGAGAUAUCUAUAUCAAGUGUCAAAAUUAAGCACCUUCACUGCCAGGUACCCAAGGAUGAGGUUUUCUACAGCUUGAAUGCAACAAUUGUUGGCUUGGCCGUUAGCCCUGAAGAUAUGCCUCACUGUGUUGGUUUAGGAAUUGUGAGAGGCAUUGACACCACCAGGCAGGUCAUCUAUUUAAUUACUCCUGUGCCAUUGGACAGUCUGGAAAAGGUUGAUCUUUUGCUGCAGGGUUUUAUUGAAAUUCCUACUUCUUUAUUGCAAGUUCAAGGCUGCAUUUCACCUUACAUGUCUGCCAAUGUAUUGCCUGCAUAUUAGGAGACCAAUAGUGGUGCUUGUUAGAAUUAGAUUAUUAGUUAAGUAGUAGUUUGCAAAAUUAAAUUACUGAGGUUAGAUAUCCUCUUAAUAGGAAUUCUAAUAUAUCGAACAACAAAUGUACUGUCAGACGAUUGAAGUUGUUUGGAUUGAACAUCUCAUGUUUCAUCUUUCUUUAGUCUGUU